Molecule: messenger RNA, 1893 nt
Organism: Penicillium alfredii
Lineage: Eukaryota; Fungi; Ascomycota; Eurotiomycetes; Eurotiales; Aspergillaceae
Product: DNA topoisomerase 3
Exons: 7
Coding region: 1-1893 (630 amino acids)
Biological process (GO): DNA topological change
Cellular component (GO): nucleus
Molecular function (GO): DNA topoisomerase type I (single strand cut, ATP-independent) activity; DNA binding
Source: RefSeq, a predicted model, not a curated record
AUGGCUCGCAAGAUCCUCUGCGUGGCCGAGAAGCCCGCCAUUGCCCGCGCUGUGGCAACGCACCUGUCGGGCGGUUCGAUGCAGACACACUCGAUCCGUGGCAACCAAUUUGUGAAGAACUACGAGUUUGACUUCAACUUUGGUGGGAUUUGGGGCAGCUGCUCCGUGACCAUGACGAGCGUGGUUGGUCACCUCACUGGCUUGGACUUUGAACGCCAGUAUAAAGGCUGGCUCUCUUGUCCUCCCGGAUCCCUGUUUGAAGCACCUGUUCAUGAGUCUGUCGAUAAUGUGCGGGACAAGCUCCCGAUUGCAGAGAAUAUCAAGAACCAAGCCCGCUACAGCAAGGCUUUGUUUAUCUGGACAGACUGUGAUCGAGAAGGAGAGCACAUCGGCUCCGAGGUUCGUCACCAGGCAAGAUCAGGGAAUUCUCGCAUUGAGGUCAAGCGGGCCAAGUUCAGCAACACAGAAAGAGCUCACGUUCUCCGUGCGGCGCGAGAGCCGAUUGAACUCGAUGAAUACCAGGCCAAUGCUGUAGCUGCCCGGAUUGAACUGGAUCUUCGAAUCGGAGCCGCAUUCACGCGCCUGCAGACUCUCCAGCUGCAGGCCGUGGUAGCGGCGCUGAAAGAACGAGUCAUCAGUUAUGGAUCCUGUCAGUUCCCGACUUUGGGCUUUGUGGUCGACCGAUACCUGAGGGUGCAGAACUUCAAGCCAGAGACUUUCUGGAGCAUCAAGGUCAUGUUGAAUCGCGAAGGGAAGAAAGUCAACUUUCUAUGGAAGCGAGUCCACCUAUUUGAUCGGGCAGCAGUUACAAUGAUGCUCGAGCGAUGCCUGCUUGCCAAACAGACCAAAGUCACCAAAGUCAACCAGAAGCCAACAAGCAAAUGGCGGCCUCUGCCUUUGACUACUGUGGAUCUGCAAAUGAUGGGCAGUCGAUUCCUCCGCUUAGACAGUCAGACAAUCAUGAAGGUGGCGGAGGCGCUCUAUACAAAGGGUUACAUCAGUUACCCGCGAACAGAGACAGAUCAGUUUGAUAAAGCAAUUGACCUCAAGAAGUUGGUAGAGAAGCAACUCCCAGACAACUCCUGGGGGCAGUACGCGCAAGGUCUUCUCGACGGUAACUUCAGGACACCUCGAGCUGGCCGUCACAAUGAUAAAGCACAUCCGCCCAUUCAUCCCGUGUGCUGGGUGUCUCCAAAUUCCCUAGCAGCAAACGAGAGAAAAGUAUAUGAAUUCGUGGUUCGUCGGUUCCUCGCCUGCUGCUCCGACGAUGCGAAAGGCCAGAGCACCGAGAUUGAAAUCCAGUAUGGCGAGGAGAUGUUCCACGCCAACGGCCUGAUUGUGCUGGAACGAAACUAUCUGGAUGUGUAUGUCUACGACAAGUGGGAAAGUAGCCAGCAGCUCCCGAAAUUCGAACGAGGCGAACUCUUUGAGCCCACCGAGGCCAAUAUCAGCGAGGGCAAGACGGCUGCACCGAACUAUCUGACGGAACCCGAGCUCAUUGGGCUCAUGGAUGCUAAUGGGAUUGGCACAGAUGCUACCAUGGCAGAGCACAUUGCCAAAAUCAAGGAACGUGAGUAUGUCGCAACACGCGCACGAGGCAGCGGCCGCAGCGCAGUGCAGGAACUCAUCCCGACCCGGCUGGGUGUUGCACUCGUGGAGGGCUACGACAAUGUGGUCUCGGGUCUCCCCAACAGUGUCUCCCUUAGCAAGCCGUUCCUGCGCAAAGAGAUGGAGUUGCGGAUGAUGGAGAUUUGUUCGGGUACAAAAACCCGACAGGAUGUUGUACAGGAGAGUUUGGACAUGUAUCGAGACGUCUUUAUCCAUACACAGAGACGCAUCGAGAUGUUGAAGGCCGCCUGUCGAAAAUACCUGAUUGAAGAAGCCGCAUCAUGA